Molecule: messenger RNA, 2855 nt
Organism: Prionailurus viverrinus (fishing cat)
Lineage: Eukaryota; Metazoa; Chordata; Mammalia; Carnivora; Felidae
Gene: GRK7
Product: G protein-coupled receptor kinase 7
Exons: 4
Coding region: 641-2302 (553 amino acids)
Biological process (GO): regulation of signal transduction; signal transduction; protein phosphorylation
Cellular component (GO): cytoplasm
Molecular function (GO): ATP binding; rhodopsin kinase activity
Source: RefSeq, a predicted model, not a curated record
AGCCACGGUCCACUCUGAGGGCCGCAACAUGAGUCCCCGAGGGCCUCUGGGAACAUGUCUCAGGACUCAAAGUUCAGAGCAUCCCCUUCUGUAACCUGCUCUGUGUUGGGCUGCUAGACACGGAAGAAAACCUCCCCUACCCCUCACAGUUCCUCUACCUGACUGACCUGGCAUUUCCUGGGAGUUUACCUAGCUUGAGCCUGGAAGGAAAUGUGUAAAAUUAGAAGGAGUUUAAUAAAAUAAUGCUGUCGGCAACAAAUAGUAUACCACCUUAUAAUGACUCCUUUCCUUUGGAAAGUGGUAACUGUGUAUUCAGGAAGCAGGUAUGUAUGUCCCCACGAUGAACAAGUGGCCUUCACAGGUGUUUCUGGCUGCUUUCUUCUUGGUGGAUGGGAGCAUGACCUGUGAUGUGCCCUUCUCUGGCCGGCUAUACAUAGCCAGCAAAGCUUCUUACAAGAGAAACCUCUUUCUGUACCCUCCGCCAGUGCUACCCGUGGACUAGAAGACUCCCUGUAAAUCCUCUGGAAGCUACUGAACCUUGCAAGGGAAACCAUCCAGCUGGCCCCCAGACGUACUGAGUCCCCACCGCAGCUGUGCAUCCUUCCUUUUCUUUUCCUGGGAGCACACCUUGUGCUCAGCUAUGGUCGACAUGGGGGGCCUGGACAACCUGAUUGCCAACACAGCCUACCUGCAGGCCCGGAAGACCUUGGAUGGAGACAGCAAGGAGCUGCAGAGGCGACGCCGGAGUCUGGUGCUGCCCGGGCCACAGUCCUGCACCCAGCUCCGCCAGUCCCUGCCCCAGGACUUCAACAACCUGUGCGAGCAGCAACCCAUUGGCCGCCGCCUCUUCCGGGACUUCCUAGCCACAGUGCCCCCAUACCAAGAGGCCGUGGCCUUCCUUGAGGAGGUGCAGAGUUGGGAGCUGGCUGAGGAGGGUCCUGUCAAGGGCAGCAUGCUGCAGGGGCUAGUGGCCACUUGUGUGGCUGCUUCUGCUCCAGGGCACCCACAUCCCUUCCUCAGCCCAGCUCUGGCCACCAAGUGCCAAGCAGCCACCACCGAGGAAGAUCAGAUAGCCCUGGUGGCACAGGCCAAGGCUGAGGUCAUGGCCUUCUUGCAGGACCAGCCCUUCCGGGAUUUCCUGGCCAGCCCCUUCUAUGACAAGUUUCUGCAGUGGAAGGUCUUUGAGAUGCAACCGGUGUCGGACAAGUACUUCGAUGAGUUCCGAGUUCUGGGGAAAGGUGGUUUUGGGGAGGUAUGUGCUGUCCAGGUGAGAAACACUGGUAAGAUGUAUGCCUGUAAGAAACUGGACAAGAAGCGGCUGAAGAAGAAAAAUGGUGAGAAAAUGGCUCUUUCAGAAAAGGAAAUCUUGGAAAAGGUCAGCAGUCCUUUCAUCGUCUCUCUGGCCUAUGCCUUUGAAACCAAGUCCCAUCUCUGCCUGGUCAUGAGCCUGAUGAAUGGGGGAGACCUCAAGUUCCACAUCUACAGUGUGGGUACACGGGGCCUGGACAUGAGCAGGGUGGUCUUCUACUCGGCCCAGAUGACCUGUGGAGUGCUGCACCUCCACUCACUCGGUAUUGUCUACCGGGACAUGAAGCCGGAGAAUGUGCUUCUGGAUGACCUCGGCAACUGCAGGCUGUCUGACCUAGGGCUGGCCGUGCAGAUCCAGGAUGACAAGCCUGUCACACAGAGGGCUGGAACCAAUGGUUAUAUGGCUCCUGAAAUCCUAAUGGAAAAAGUGAGUUAUUCCUAUCCUGUGGACUGGUUUGCAAUGGGAUGCAGUAUUUAUGAAAUGGUUGCUGGACGAACACCAUUCAAAGAUUACAAGGAAAAAGUCAGUAAAGAGGAUUUAAAGCAAAGAACCCUGCAAGAAGAGGUCAGAUUCCAACAUGAUAACUUCACGGAGGAAGCAAAAGAUAUUUGCAGACUCUUCUUGGCUAAGAAACCAGAACAACGUUUGGGAAGCAGAGAGAAGUCUGAUGAUCCCAGGCAACACCCUUUCUUCAAAACCAUCAAUUUUGCUCGCCUGGAAGCUGGCCUAGUUGAGCCCCCAUUUGUGCCAGACCCUUCCGUGGUUUAUGCCAAAGACAUCGCUGAAAUUGAAGAUUUCUCUGAGGUUCGGGGAAUUGAAUUUGAUGAUAAAGAUAAGACGUUCUUCCAAAGAUUUGCAACAGGGGCUGUCCCCAUAGCAUGGCAGGAAGAAAUUAUAGAAACGGGACUGUUUGAAGAACUGAAUGACCCCAACAGGCUUGCAGGUUGUGGGGAUGGUAAUUCAUCCAAGUCUGGUGUGUGUUUGUUAUUAUAAGUUGUUCUCUCUACCAGAUGGGCAGCAGGAAUUUCAGCUGACAUAAUCCUUGAAUGUUCCUAACACAUGAAAAUCUGUUGAAUGAGGACUGAUCAAUCAGGAGGGACAUUUCAACCAUAGAACAGUUCAAAGGACAGGUCAGCUCACCACUAGGACACAUUUUUCUUUUGCCUUCCUUCCUCCCUCCCUCCCUCCCACCCUUCCUUCCCUCCUCUCUCUCCCUCCAUCUCUUUCUUCUUUCUCUUUUUUUCAUAAAGAUGAGUCAAGUAAAGUUUCAGUUUUCACCAAGGGCUGGGAAAAGGAACAGUCAGGUUUAUUUUGAUAAACUAAAAGCAUGAGCCCUCCAGCAUCAUGUCCCUGAAAAUGACACAAAGUCCUAGGAAUAGAGAUUGGAACUUUGUGGUGUACUCAGUAAAUGAGCAUUUGCAAUUCUUAGUAAAUAAUCAUUUUAGUUUUUCUUUGUUUAUAUCCCUUCUUCUCUUCUUCUUUCAGUAUUUAUUCUGCUUCUGUACUUAUAAAAAAGAUUUGGAAGCUGGAAAUAAAUGUUCCUGAU